GGCUUGACUGAGAAGACCAGGUUGAAAAGUUUCGAUGAAUUCAGCCGUGCCUACAUUACACAAACUUUGGCAUCGCGCAUUCCUGGAUGACGGCAAUUUUUUUUUCAUCUUCUAAAACAAUUGUUUGUUAACUAAAAUAGAAAUGGUUUUAUGCAAGGGGAGGUAAUUUAAAAAAAAAAAGUAAGCGCGGUAAUCCAGCAGCUCAGCGGAAGUUAGGCCAAACUCGACAUUUGAUGGUCCGUGGACAAUAUUUCUUAUGCUGUUCUAGAACAUAGAAAUAACACGUUGGAAUACGAUCUGGCUCUAAAUAUAUUUCUUAACAAAAAGUCUUUGUAACAUUUGACAGCAUUGAAAAACGAUGAAGACGACGAUGGAGAUGAAUUUUGUUGUGGUUAUCGCCCUUGUAUGUUUUCAUUUUUCCUUGAGUGUGUCACCAGACCUGGCCGCCCCUGAUAGCAACACCCUCAACAUGGACUUCUCGCCAGACGACUCCGCCGCUGGAGGGCUGGACACCAACAGAGACAACUCCAACGCCACGCCGCUGGUCAUUACCGCACCUCCGCCAACCACCACGACUACCCCAACGACAACCACAACAACCACAACAACCAGACCGACAACCACCACAACGCCAUUGCGCACGACGACAACGUUGAAACCGACAACAACCCCUUACCCUACAACUACCACAACAACAACAACUACCACUACACGUCCAACAACAACGACGACUCCACUACCACCUACAACAACAACAUCAACAACAACGACAACAACGACGACAACAACCAAGCCACCACCGACCAGACCCCCUCCACCUCCCCCAACAACCACCACACAAGACCCAGGUAAUAUCUACAACCCUAACGGCCCACAUUACCCACACAACCCCCACUACCCCCACGGAAACAACGGGUGGCUGUACCCACCCAUCUACCAACCCAGCGGCCAGUGGGGUGGGGGAAGGCUGAACAUACCCUGGUGGAUGCUCCUCCUGGACGAGGUCUAACCCUAGGGGCCUUUAGUCUGUUAGCGUGAGAACCGCUCGCCUGGGUCUUAUGAGGGGAAAGAAAAUUUUGAGAUCAACUUCCGAGAACAAAGUUUACAGAUGAUCUACUUGGCUGCACGUUUAAAGAAAGCCUUUGAUUGAUUUCCGGUAGAAAACUAUGGGUUUUGACUUUCCAAUUUUCCUGUAAAAAAAAUACAAAUGUGUGCACCUGUUUAAUGUUUAUAUUCAAAAUGCGUGCACAAAUAAAUAAUAAAACACACGGCUUACACGAAUCCUUACAAUAAGGAUGUUGUAAUUUAUAUUUAAAAAUUGAUUUAUAUAUUUAUUUUGUUUCGUUUUAACCCUGUUUUGAAUCAAAUCGAUCAAUAAAUCGCUAUUUAAUUAGCACCAGCAAUGACCUGCCUUAGAACACGUAGAAACGUAUUGUUUAUGUAUUGUUUAUUAACAUUUUAGAUACAUUGUUUAUUACCAUUUAGAAACGUAUUGUUUAUUACCAAUAAGACACGUAUUGAUGGCUAACAUUUAGAAGGUGAUUGCAAGUUAGAAAUACUUGUACACUUCAUUAGUUUACAACAUAUUGUUAACUUUUCCUGAUAUGUUUUGUCUCAUUUUUUAAAACUUUAAAUUGAAAAUUGAAAAACAAGGUGAUUUCAAGUAAAUCUGUUUUGAAAUAUUACUUAUGUUAAAAUAUAAUAUGCUGUAAACUAUUCGUUUAUUUAGAAUUAUGUUUUGUAAAAUGUUAUAUUGAAAAACAAUUUUUGGCUAUUUAAAAAUCAGUUGAAAACAUCAAGCGACUUGUGUGAAUUUUGUUUCUAAAAAAAAUUAUUAUGAUUUUAUUUGGGCUAUGUUUAUUUCAGCCACAAUUUAAUCUACUUGCAAGCUGUUGUCACAUCAUUUGUAAAUAUAAAAAAUUCUAUUUGAAUACAUCUGUUUUGUAUAGU
Molecule: messenger RNA, 1950 nt
Organism: Physella acuta
Lineage: Eukaryota; Metazoa; Mollusca; Gastropoda; Physidae
Product: integumentary mucin C.1
Source: RefSeq, a predicted model, not a curated record